AUGCAAGCGAGGACGAACGAGUUCGCCGAGCCCGAGUACGUGCCCGAGCUUAAUCAACCCCUCCCUCCCCGUCUUCUCCCUCCCAUAGCUCCAGCUUGUGUCUACCGCAAGCCCGGACCGUUAGACCAUGCCCGACGAGUCCUCAGCUCCGGCCAGCCCGGUACUGAAUCCCUCGCCCACCCCGUCCCCUCCGGAUCUCCAGCGCUCGAUGCCAACGCCGAAGAUAGUGCCUCCGACACUGCCACGCCACCACUCCAACGUCGAGAAUCGCGCUCACGCCUCUUGCCCCUCAUCUUCAUCUUCGCGUGCUGGCUUAUCUUCUUCCCCGACAAUCCUUCCGACCUCAUCGCUGCCCCGGAGCUAGCGGCCUCCCGUUUGCGUCAUCAGCUUGACGCCCUCGACGUGCUCAACUCGACAAAAUGGGGCGACUUCGCCCCUCAGCAGCCCCUCCUGCCUCUGAGGAUGGAAAUGGCGUCGUCCCCGCAUAUUCCCCCAGUCGACGGUAGGGAUCUCUGGCUCGACGGUCGCGCUGAGCCCGUGUGGCAAAACGCCUCGGGCCGCGUCCAUGGCCCCUGGUCUCGCCGUGACGCCUCGGUCAAGCGAUUGGCUACGAGCUAUAACCUAACUGCCGUUACGCCGGGGAUAGAGUGGUCCGCCCCGGAUUUGCCUUGGGGGAGGAACGCAACAGGAUCGCAGGGCCAGAUGAAGAUGCGCAUCCGCGACAAGGCCAACCUCGACGCCCGCGAUGGGUUUGAUGCUGACCCAAUCUACGGCGCUGGCGCCGUCCGCGCUGAAAUCACCAUCGAAGACACUGACGGCUCCGGCCGGACCUGGGAUAUGCGGUUACACGGCGUCCACUGGAAGCGCCAGGGCGCCCUGCUGCUCACAACGACGAGUGAAAAGUUUGACGGCAUCUUCGCGCUGCCCCACCUCGUACCGAGCCCGCGCUUCUUCGAGUCGAGCAGAGCCCUUCUGAACCGAACCAUCGCCGACCGCCUGCGCCAAAGCGCCCGCUACCUUUCCUUCGACGCUAGGAUACCCUGGACCUCGGACAUUGACGACGUCGACAUCUACGCCCCGAACCCCAAUUGCGAGUACGUCAUGUACGCCCAGAUCAUGCCCUUGGACCGCGCCAAGCUCGACCUCUCCCACUUGGACCCGGAGAACGAAUCCAUCAGCACCAUCAUUCUCGACAUUGAGCGCGAGCUGACCCACCCGCUCGGCGCACCAAUUCGUGGAGUCCCUCCCUUGCAGCUCGCCGCUGUCGUUUUCUCCCCAGACUGCGCCUUCUUCCUCGACAGUAAAGGCCCACCCGCCUACCCCCAGGCCGAUGGCCACCACCUCCUAGGCAUGAAAGCUGAGAUCUACCGCUCCACUCUCAACACCUGCCUGCUAAUCUACGCCCUCCUAUUUGCCGGCCAAGUACUGCUCCUCAAGCAACAAAUUCGCGAGACGUGCACCCCUUCCACCAUGGGCCGUGUCAGUUUCUAUACCGGCGUCAUCAUGCUCACGGCCGACUUCCUCGUUGUGACGGCCGUCACCGCCUUCCUGCUCUCCUCCGAGUCCUCCCUGCAGUCCCUCACCCUCAUGUUUGCUGCCUUCAUCUCUAUGUUUGUCGGCGGCACCUUCCUCUUCCAGAUUUUUGAGGUUCAGCAGCAGGAGUGGGUUCGACGGGCGACUCGCGAGGCUGCUGUCGCGGCCCGCAAUACUGGCGCCGGGACACCGGCCCCAACCACAAACGCAAACACAACCAUGGAUGCGAAGCCUUCGCCGUCCAACAAUUCCGACUCCGAAUCAGACCCGGACCCGACGGAACGCGAUCGCCUCCUCUCACCUCCCGCACAAGCAAGUGGCGAACGCCGCAUCUGCCGUGCCAACAGCCACCACCGCCACGGGAGGCCCUUCCCCGCCUCAGUGCCCAGCUUCUCCUCCGUCGUCGCCCGCAUCGCCCUCGCGGCCUCAUGCCUCUUCUUCCUCCUCGUCGCUUCUACGACUUGGCCCCCUGCCGCACGGUCCACCCUCGCCAAUUUCGCCGCCUUCUCUUAUCUCUCCCUGUGGCUGCCCCAAAUUAUCCGCAACGUGCGCCGUAACUGCCGCCGCGCCCUUUCCUGGCGCUUCACCGCCGGGCAGUCCGUCCUUCGCCUGGUCCCUCUUGCCUAUCUCUAUUGCCGGCCCGACAACAUUCUCCUCGUCCGCACCGACGCCCGGGCCUUCGCCGCCCUCGCCGGUUGGGUCUGGCUACAGCUCUGCAUCCUCGCCGCCCAGGACCUCCUCGGCCCUCGCUUCGGCCUCCCUGCCUCCUGGACCCCAGACGCCUGGGACUACCACCCGGUCCUGCGCGAGGACUCUCUUGAGGCAGCUAACAAGCUGCCCCUCGCCCUUGCUGAGUCGGCCCCUGCCCCCGGCGACCCUCCUGGAGUCCGCUCCGUCGAUUGCGCCAUUUGUCGCGAGGUCCUCCAUCUCCCCGUUCUCCCCUCCGCCACUACCGCCGCUACCCCUUCCUCUACUUCCUCGCCUUCUUCUCCUAAACCAACUCUGUCCUCUUCCUCAUUCGCCGCCGCGGCCGCGCAAUCCGUCCCACUAUCAGAUGACACAACUGCUGCCGUGGCCGCCGUCCUCGGGACAAGCGGGUACAUGGUCACGCCCUGUCGUCACGUUUUCCACAGUCCUUGCCUCGAAGGCUGGAUGCGAUUCCGUCUGCAGUGCCCUAUUUGCAGGGAGGACCUUCCUCCCUUGUAA
This is a messenger RNA of Parascedosporium putredinis, 2739 nucleotides long. Lineage: Eukaryota; Fungi; Ascomycota; Sordariomycetes; Microascales; Microascaceae. The record is from the annotation of a GenBank genome assembly.